CAAGAUGGCAGCUCCCGUGGAUCUGGAGUUAAAGAAGGCCUUCACAGAACUUCAAGCCAAAGUAAUUGACACUCAACAGAAGGUGAAGCUUGCAGACAUACAGAUUGAACAGCUAAACAGAACGAAAAAGCAUGCACAUCUUACAGAUACAGAGAUUAUGACUUUGGUAGAUGAGACUAACAUGUAUGAAGGUGUAGGAAGAAUGUUUAUUCUUCAGUCCAAGGAGGUAAUUCACAGUCAACUAUUAGAGAAACAGAAAAUAGCAGAGGAAAAAAUUAAAGAAUUAGAGCAGAAGAAAUCCUACCUAGAGCGGAGUGUGAAGGAAGCUGAGGACAACAUCCGGGAGAUGCUAAUGGCACGAAGGGCACAAGGAAAUCUCUAGCAGAAGCUUCCUGCC
This is a messenger RNA of Mustela erminea (ermine), 397 nucleotides long. Its product is annotated as prefoldin subunit 1-like. Gene Ontology annotation, biological process: protein folding. Gene Ontology annotation, molecular function: protein folding chaperone. The transcript has a single exon. The record is from RefSeq and is a predicted model, not a curated record. The coding region runs from base 5 to 382 and encodes 125 amino acids. Gene Ontology annotation, cellular component: cytoplasm; prefoldin complex. Lineage: Eukaryota; Metazoa; Chordata; Mammalia; Carnivora; Mustelidae.